This is a messenger RNA of Perca flavescens (yellow perch), 1499 nucleotides long. Its product is annotated as complement C1q tumor necrosis factor-related protein 3. Gene Ontology annotation, molecular function: protein binding. The record is from RefSeq and is a predicted model, not a curated record. Bases 655 to 1362 code for a protein of 235 amino acids. NCBI's taxonomy places the organism in Eukaryota, Metazoa, Chordata, Actinopteri, Perciformes, Percidae. The transcript is spliced from 9 exons.
CAGUUAGAUAGAGAGAGAAUUUUGAAUUUGAAGUUAUAACCUUUAAGGCGUUUUCACAUCUUGAUUAUUUGGGUUGAAUAGGUGUUACCACGGCGAUCAGACUCCUAUCUGCACCAGACCAACGUAGCGCCAGCUGCUCGAGGAGGUGGUCUCGGUACGAUGCCGUCGAUGUCGACCCUGCAGCAGUACUGCCCGCUGUCCGUCCGCCUCACGUUCAGGAUGUCCAGGUCCAUCUGUCCGUCCAGGACGUCCCCCGUCAGACUGUACCGGUCCUCCACCUGCAGCGCCACAGUCAAGGAUGAAGAGGAAGAUGAAGAAGGUCUGAGGCGUUCGGCAGUGGCGAGGUUCUUUCAUAAAGCUCACAGAGGUUUACAGACGGCACAGUUCAACAGUAAGCUGCCAGUGUGAGAAUGAAGAUCUCUAAAGGAUGGACCUUUACUCAAUCACGUACGCAAACUGACCAAGUGUUUACCAUCAGGCCAAAUUCCAUUCACUAACUUUAUCACAUAAGGUCAUCAGCCUCCCUGACCAAACUGGUCGCCCCCUCAUUUCCUGAAAUCAAACAGCCUGACUGAAUAACAGGAACGACUUUCAACUUAAGAAGAUUAUAUAGAGCAGCAUCCUGACGGGAAAACAAAGUCAUAAUACAACAGAAUGAAGAUCUCUGUGAGUUUUAUGCUGUUGCUGCUGCUCGGCUCUGUCUCCGCAAAUGAAGGGGUUGAAAACAAGCCGGGUUUUCCUCAAGACAUCUACGCUGCGCUGAGAGAGAUGACCGCCUCGUUGGUUCAAUUGAGGGCGGACUUGACGCUGCAGACUCAAGAACAAGUACAGCAGAAGACUGAAUUGGAGAAUCUGAAGAAACAACAGCUAGAACAAACAGCAGAGCAGAAGACUGAAGUGAACAACCUGAAGACUGAAGUGAACAAGCUUAAUCAACAACAGCUAGUCCAACAGGUUGCAUUCUCAGCCUCUCUGGUGGUUGCAGGUGAAACAACUUUAGGACCCUUACCCACGGCCACUACCCUGAUCUACAAACACGUGCCCACCAACAUUGGAAAUGCCUACAACUCAAACACAGGUGUGUUCACUGCCCCGGUGAGAGGAGCGUACAACUUUGAGUGGUCGGUCGGUGCACGUGGAGACGGCAGCCACGGUUCAGGGGCCUGGUUGGUCAAGAACUCAGAGAAGGUUUUCGUAGCAUGGGAGCGACAGAAUCAAUAUCGUGGGAGUGCUUCUAAUGGUGUCACGCUGCUGCUGGAGGUGGGAGACGUCGUGUCUGUGCGUCUGGUGGCUAACUCAGUGGUGAAUGACAACGAAAAUCACUUGAACACCUUCAGUGGGCAUCUGCUGUUCACCAUGUAAGACAGAAACAGCAGCUCUGUGAUAGUCACGCAGGUUUUUGUUGUCUUAAACAAGUCUUCAUAGCACUUCAUUGAUUUGAUCUGAUUUCAUCUGCAUCCAAAUAAUAUUAAGUAAUAAUUGUCGACAGGAAUCUAUUU